UACAAUCAAACUUCUCAAAAUGAGCGCUGCUGCAUCCCAAAAAGUGGUCCUGAAAAGCACCACCAAAGUGUCUCUCAAUGAGCGGUGAGGCACCAUGCAAAGACCAACUUUGGCUUGUUAAGAAUGUAAUCUCUUCAAGAGGCUGCUGUGUGGGACUGAACCCAACAUGGAUACUGUUCUGACCCUUCCCAGUGUGUGCACUGCUCAUUCAACAUUGUCCGUAUCAGUAUUUUCUAACACAUUGGAUGGAUUUAAUGUCAAAGCCAUACUAGGUAAAAGAGUGCUGCCCGAGCUGACUUACUUGUGUAAGCAGUGCAUACAUGUAGAUAAGGGAAAAGGGUAGCAGUCAUGCAUGCUUCACUAACAUGCUGAAGAACAAGCAGCCUACUGCAGUAAGCAUUCGAGCCACCAUGCAACAGCAGCAUUUGGCUAGUGCCCGCAAUCGCCGGUUGGCCCAGCAGAUGGAGAACCGGCCCUCAGUCCAAGCAGCUCUAAAUCACAAGCAGAGCCUAAAGCAACGCCUGGGUAAGGGUAGCAUCCAAGCCAGACUAGGCCGGCCCAUAGGAGUUCUAAUGCGUGGAGGACCUGCUGGGAGCAGAGGUGGCUUGCGGGGACUGGCCAGAGGAGGAUUUAGAGGAGUCAGAGGAGGAAUCAUGCGAGGGGCUUUGUCCCUGAGGGGAAAGCGAAUUCCUACAGGUGGCCCCAUGCGAGGACGGGGUAUAGCUAGCCGCAUGCCGAUCCGUAGAGGAGGCCGCUACCGUGGAGCACCUGCUGGACGAGGAGGAGUAAUGUCCAGAGGAGCAGGUCGAGGUGGAGUAGCAAGAGGCCGUGGUGGACUUCGUGGACGUGGUGGAUUCGCUGGUAGAGGAGGACGUGGUCGUGGGCGGGGUAGAGGAAGUGGUCGGCCAGCUGUAACCCGUGAACAGCUUGACAACCAACUUGAUGCCUAUAUGUCAAAGACCAAAGGUCACCUGGAUGCAGAGCUGGAUGCUUACAUGGCCCAGGCAGACCCAGACAGCAUGGAGUAAAGGACUGAACAUGAACUGUGUAGUUGAAGUCAGGGCUAUAGUUUAACAGUAGAUGGAACUGCUGACAAAAGAAGCAGUGUCGCCUGACCAAUAUUAAACACUGCUAUAGCUACCUGUUGGAAGAACCCCUUCAUUGUGGAAUAGUCCUGAUGUCUACAGAGCUUGAGUCUUCAUCGGUAGCAUUUUUUUUGGAGUCAAAACUGUGUUUAAAACUUGUAAAACUGGUCCAUGAUCCUGGAGAUGUCCCUCCCUGUGGAAUCCAUUUAUUAUUUCUGAAAUGAUUUUACUGUUUUUUUGCUUAGACCUUUGGAGGAGAUUGGUUGACUUGUCUUAACAACUGUAUUCGGAAAACAUUGUUUAAAUUAUGCAUCAGAAUGUAAGAAAAGAGUUUUAAGACUUUUUUUUUUAUUUUUUUUUUUAUAUCUAUUUGGAAAUUUUGUGGAGCAUUUAUAAUUGUUUUCCCUGCAGUAAAACAUUUGUUUUCAAAUAAAAAACGUCUCUUUAGG
Messenger RNA from Poecilia reticulata (guppy), 1534 nucleotides. It is a transcript of the gene chtopa, whose product is annotated as chromatin target of PRMT1a. The record is from RefSeq and is a predicted model, not a curated record. NCBI's taxonomy places the organism in Eukaryota, Metazoa, Chordata, Actinopteri, Cyprinodontiformes, Poeciliidae.